This is a messenger RNA of Diabrotica balteata, 318 nucleotides long. NCBI's taxonomy places the organism in Eukaryota, Metazoa, Arthropoda, Insecta, Coleoptera, Chrysomelidae. The record is from the annotation of a GenBank genome assembly.
AUGUGGGUGUAUAGAAGAAUUCUGAAGAUAUCAUGGACCGAGCAUGUAACAAACAACAAAGUCAUCAGAAGAAUCAACAAAAGAAUGGAAGUAUUGGAAACCAUCAAGACACAAAAGCUGCAAUACCUGGGGCAUGUUAUGCGUAAUGAGAGAUACAACCUAGUUCAAUUGAUUAUACAAGGGAAAAUCCAGGGCAAGAGAAGUGUAGGAAGAAGAAGAAUCUCAUGGUUGCGUAACUUGAGGGAAUGGUACGGAUGCACGGAGGGAUGUACGGAUCAAUUGAACUAUUCAGAGCAGCAGCAUCUAAGAUCAGAAUAG